This is a messenger RNA of Oikopleura dioica, 675 nucleotides long. The record is from the annotation of a GenBank genome assembly. Lineage: Eukaryota; Metazoa; Chordata; Appendicularia; Copelata; Oikopleuridae.
AUGAAGACUUUUGCUUUCCUUGCCGCUACUGUCCUCGCCCAGAAAAACAAGAACAACUACAACAAUAACAACAACAACUAUAACAACAACAGCAACUACGGCUCUGCAUAUGGCGAUCCCCACUUUAUGGUCUCUUCCAACGACCAGCCAGCCAUUUGCUUCGAUUACAACCCAGAAGCCAACACGAGAAUCGAGCUCCUCAGAGAUCCAGAUACAUCUCUCGAGGUCUCCGCCGCUACCAAAUCAACUGGCAACAAGCACCAUGAAGAUCAAGUGAUCAUGAGCGAAAUUACUCUUUCGACUCCUGGAGGCGCAAAAAUCACCAUGGACCGCGACGGUCUUCAUCUUGACGCUUCCGCCGAAGCAGGCAAGCGAGAUUCGUUCACUGGCGUCUUCGAUUUCGCAGAUGCGAAAAUUGUCGAACACAAGGCGCCAAAUGGAAGCAUGGAUCGAGCACACAUCCAGGUCGGAGAUGCUGUUUUCAUCAUCAAAGCCACAAAGAAGGGAAGCAUGAGUUUCGCCAUCCGCGAGCCACGAGUCAUCGACGAAAACAACGCUGAAAUCAUCCUCAACGGAGGCAAACUCGACGCUACUAAGAAAGACUUCCACCGAACCGCCGACUGCUGGGUUGUUGACGACGAUCUUGCUCAAUUCAAUGACUUGAUCAAGGAGUAA